Molecule: messenger RNA, 885 nt
Organism: Vitrella brassicaformis
Lineage: Eukaryota; Vitrellaceae
Source: the annotation of a GenBank genome assembly
AUGAAUGUAACUCAGGUGGGUGCCGGCCUGGCGGACAAGACAAGCCAGCAUCUCCCAUUCAGUGGCAGGUGUGUCAUGUCAUGCUGUGUGUUGUGUUCAGUUGAAGGAACAGACGGCGGGCGUGGAGCGGCGCGUGGACCAGCUGCUGCAGCUCCACUCGGAGGUAUAUAUGUGAUAUAUGACUAACGCACCCGACACGACAUACACAGCCAAUUAAUGGCAAAAUAUGGGGCGCCCAUUGAACGGUGUCUGAGUCUAGAGUUCGUUUCUGCAAUUUGCUGGUGGGCUGUGGGUGGGCGCAUCAGGUCAGUCAGUGCUAUCGUCUCCGAGAUCAAGCACCUCUCGAGGUACACAUCCACACCCCGAAGCAGAUAGCUCCGGUCGUGCUGGUUGAAUGAAUGACAGGGCUACAAGACGACCGAAGUGGAGUUGUGGCACAAGGACGACUUGGCUCAGCAGGCACUUCUCGACCUCAGUGGAGUUUUGUCUCCCGCCAGAAUGCCGCCACAUAGGUAGGAAACACACCUCAGACACACGGAAGCCCACGACCUAUCUUGAGUGCCUGUCUGUUCGGCUGUGUAUGUAUGGCCUGUCUGUCUGUCAGAUCAUUUGUCGGCGGCACGCGGCCCUGACUGACGGUGUGUACUAUGUAGAGUGGUGGUGGCAAGACGGAUAGAUGAGCGAGUGGCUGGCUGGCUGGCUGGCUGGCCUCACAGCACGACCACCCACGGAAGGACGACCUGUGGUGGAUGGAUGGAUGGAUGGCUUGAAUGCUGCUGUCGUGCGCACAACCAACCACUGAUGCAUUCGUGUGUAUACUCACUCGGUGGUGUAUACUCAAUUGGCUGACGGCGUGUGGUUCUACCAGAUGGUGCGAGUGACCGA